Oncorhynchus masou masou (cherry salmon) is the source of this 1072-nucleotide messenger RNA. Its product is annotated as protein CutA homolog. Gene Ontology annotation, biological process: response to metal ion. The transcript has 7 exons. Gene Ontology annotation, molecular function: copper ion binding. Lineage: Eukaryota; Metazoa; Chordata; Actinopteri; Salmoniformes; Salmonidae. The coding region runs from base 249 to 632 and encodes 127 amino acids. The record is from RefSeq and is a predicted model, not a curated record.
UUAGCUGGACAGUUUGAGUUGCUGUAGCAUAUGAAUGUAUUUGCUUUCCCGAUAUUGAAGAGCCUUUGGAUGACAUGAUUGUGCAUUUCGUAUAGGAGGAUUCUUUCGUUUCAAACCAUUUCCGCAAAAGUCCUGUCCUGCAUUUAGUGCUGAAUAGGCAUUGCGCUUUGGACUGCCUGCUACAGAAGGAUUGCAGGCUGGUGGACCUCUGAGGGUUAUUCUUUGUGAUUGCGUUCCUUAGCGUGUUGAUGCUCACGCUGCUGAGGACUGUGGGAUUGAGAGCGUUCUCCAUGGCGUCCGAGACCUACAUGUCGGGCACACACUCUGCUGCCUUUGUCACCUGCCCCAACGAACAGGUGGCCAAAGAUCUGGCCAGGGGAAUCGUUGAGAAGAAGCUGGCUGCUUGUGUCAACAUCGUCCCCCAAAUCACAUCUGUAUAUGAGUGGCAGGGGAAGAUCCAGGAGGAUGGUGAAGUUUUGCUGAUGAUAAAGACCAGAAGUUCUAAGGUUGCAUCUCUGGCAGAAUAUGUUAGGUCCAACCACCCAUAUGAAGUAGCAGAGGUCAUCAGCCUACCCAUAGAGCAGGGCAACCCACCCUACCUCAAGUGGCUUGGUGACACUGUACCAGAAUGAUGGGUGGAUGGAAAGAGGAAGGGAUGGGUGGAUGGAGAGAGGAAGGGAUGGGUGGAUGGAGAGAGGAAGGGAUGGGUGGAUGGAGAGAGGAAGGGUUGGGUGGAUGGAGAGAGGAAGGGGUGGGUGGAUGGAGAGAGGAAGGGGUGGGUGGAUGGAGAGAGGAAGGGGUGGGUGGAUGGAGAGAGGAAGGGGUGGGUGGAUGGAGAGAGGAAGGGCUGGGUGGAUGGAGAGAGGAAGGGAUGGGUGGAAUUUAUUUGGAAUAAUAAAAUCUGCAGAAAUGUGACUAAAAGUUAUUUUUACUGUUUCAGUGUUGUCCUGGUUUUGACCAAUAGAGGGAUGCAGUGAAAGGUGUCUAUCUACAGUCAGGUCCAAAAUGAUUGGCACCCUUGAUAAAGAUGAGAAAAAAGUCUGUAUAAAAAAUAAAUACUACUAGUACUGAG